UCCUCCUCCUCCUCCUCCUCCAGCCUCCACCUCCUCCUCUUCUUCCUCUUAUUUCUCACCGCAUCUCCUCCACCACCUGCCACAGCAGCGACGCAGCGAUGGAGAGCUGCUGCACAUGAUCAUCAAGCUGCACGAGGAGGAUUGAGAAAAGACGCACAGAGAGAGAGAGAGCGAUAAAGAGAGAGAGGAGACACCGAGAAAGAGAGAGAGAGACCUGAGCGGAAACAGAAACAUAUGUUUGUGCAUGGCUGGAUUGCGGUUGUUUGCACCUCCCUAAACACGUACAUCAUCACAAGACCUGCUGCAGCCUACAAAAAGCUUCUUGCAAAGAAGGAAAUUGAAUUACACAAGUUAUUCCCACAGAAGCAGAAGAAGAAGAAGGAGGAAAAGAGUGGCUGGCUGUCUCUUCAGUGUUUCCUCUGGGCCCAACAGGAGUCUCAUAGACCCUCCUCUCUCUUCUCCUACCCUCCUCUUCCUCGGUAACAAGCCAUGUCAGGACACACUGUGACCAUCCCGGACGACCGGGCGUUUGCCAGCUUCAAGGCGGAGUGUCUGUGCGAGGAAGGCUGGAGUGCGAACCACAACAAGGGGGGCAUCACGGUGUGGACUCAGGGUCUGGAGGAAGGGAAGUCCAUCCACAAAAUCAAGUGUCGGAUGGUGUGUAAGGACGUGUCAGCUGAGACCAUGUACGACGUUCUCCAUGACAUUGAAUACAGAAGGAAAUGGGACACAAACGUCAUCGAGACCUUCGAUAUCGGGAAACUUACGGUCAAUGCGGAUGUCGGUUACUACUCAUGGAAGUGUCCAAGUCCUCUUCGGAACCGCGAUGUCGUCACGCUUCGCUCCUGGCUGCCAAUGGGGAAAGAUUACAUCAUCAUGAACUACUCUGUCAAACAUGUUAAAUACCCUCCUAAAAAGGACAAGGUGCGAGCUGUGUCCAUUCAGACUGGCUACAUGGUCCAGAGCCAGGGGCCAACCAACCACUGUACCCUCACUUACAUGGCCCAGGUAGAUCCACGAGGUUCGUUACCCAAGUGGGUUGUCAACAAGUCUUCCCACUUCCUUGCUCCUCACGCGAUGAAGAAGAUCAACAAAGCCUGUUUGAAGUAUUCAGAGUGGAAGCAGAGACACAACCCCGGCUUCAAGCCCUGGCUCUACCCCGAACAGACUACACUACCCAGCAUCCCGCUCUCUGAGCUCAGCAUCCAGCAUGCUGAGAGCCUGGAGAAUAUUGAUGAGAGCUCCCUGGCUGAGACCCAGGAGAGAGAAGACAGCGACUAACACUCACACACACACACACACACACACACACACACACACUUUCAUGUAUUCAUACACACACAAAACGUAAUGCAGGGUUACAUGCAUGCCUGAUACACAUCCAUAACUACACUAAUGUAUAUGUGAUUCUAUUUGUAAGUAUGUGUGCAGUUGCAUAUGCAGUCAUACUAACAGGCACAUGUAUGUAAGCAUUCAUGCACUCAUAAUUGACCAACUCCAUCUUACAUACAUAAUGUAUGAAUACAUACAUGCAACAUAGAUGCACUCACAGAUACACACCCACCCACUCAUAAGGGGCACCGAAAACGACUUAUUCUUACAAAGUCGGUGAACUCCUAUUCGUUGUAAUCAGAAAAGCCGCUGUUAAUGUGAUUUUUCAUGCCCCUUCUAGGGAUAUCAACGUUUUCCAAUCAGGACCUAAGCAGAUUAUCAUAGCAAAAAAUAUUAUCAGUAAGAUUUAUUGUUGAAAUGUUUAUAGACUAACCUGACAGUGGAUCCGGCUCUCAUUCAAAAUUAUACUCCUUUAUCUGCGAGUUAUGUAUACGAAAACAUCCCAGUGCAACCCCUAAUGGUCAUGUAUACAGCAAGUAAAUACCUGUGUACACAUUUGAACCAACACCAUUCAUUUAUACUACAUUUAUGCACUCAGACAUGUAUACACACUCAGUUUGUUGUCUCUCUGUCACUCAUUAUGUGUCUCCAUCACAUUUUGUAAGCACAUAAUAAAUAUGCAGGCGUGCAGAAGGCAGCUGGAACCCCCGACCUGCAACCCUUUCAUACACACACACACACACAUACAGAUUUCACACACACAUACAGAUUUCACACACGGACUGUCUGCUCCUCUAAUUGAGAGAUGUAUGAAUGUAUGUAGAGUUUAAAAAUUAAAUACAUAUUCCUACAAAGGUUUUCAAAUUUC
Sebastes umbrosus (honeycomb rockfish) is the source of this 2200-nucleotide messenger RNA. RefSeq names its product StAR-related lipid transfer (START) domain containing 10 (gene stard10). The record is from RefSeq and is a predicted model, not a curated record. Lineage: Eukaryota; Metazoa; Chordata; Actinopteri; Perciformes; Sebastidae. The transcript has 7 exons. Gene Ontology annotation, molecular function: lipid binding. Bases 490 to 1281 code for a protein of 263 amino acids.